AUGUCUCAAUUAAUCGGUCAAUGUCAAGAUGAAUUAUGUUUAAAAGGGGCCAAUCCUCAACCAAAACGUUUAUAUCUAUGUUCACAUCAUUGUUACGAAUUGGUAUGUCGUGCUCAUUUAACUGAACAUGAUGAAUAUGUUGAAAAACGACCUCAAUAUCAAAACAAAUUGAAAGCUUUAUGGAGCGAUUAUAUGGUAAAAUUUAAUGAAGAUCUAAUUCGAGAACAAAUUCAAAUUUUACAAAUCACACUUAAAAAUCAACAGAAUUUAAAGAAAUAUAUUGAGAAUUUAUUAACAAUUAAUCAUUUUCAUGAUUCAAUGAAAAAUAAUCAAGAAUUUGAAAUAGCUAUUGCAAAAGUACAGAAAGCUAUUCAACAAGAAAAUCAAUCAGAACCUACUCAUAAUCGAAUUUUAGGUUCAGUAAUUCAUCUGGAUGACCAUGAUGAACAGCAUCCAGCUGAUUAUAAUGAAGCAAAAGAUCAAACGUUAUCAACUGAUGGAAAUGUCUGUAUCCAUGUUGCAGAAAAUAAUCGAUUGGAUCAAGCAAAUUGCGCUACUGAAGAAUCGGCUGUAACGCAAACUGAAUCACCACUCAAUGAAAUGACGGAGAUUGAAAAUGUUGUUGCUCUCAAACAAGAUGGUUUUCAAAAAUCAGAAAGUAUUACCUCUUUAGAAGAUACAUCUGAUUUGAGUCAAUCAACGGCCAGCGAAUUAGAUCGCCAGUCAAGUGAAGAUAGUUGUUAUUAA
Molecule: messenger RNA, 747 nt
Organism: Rotaria sp. Silwood1
Lineage: Eukaryota; Metazoa; Rotifera; Eurotatoria; Philodinida; Philodinidae
Source: the annotation of a GenBank genome assembly